GUAGGUACUGUGUGUGUAUUCUCGGCCAGUGAGCUCCCCUCGUUCUUCCCCAUCUCCCAACACCUUGAGAUGGCGUUGAGACCUUGCUGUCUGACUGACUACAAGAAACUAUACGAUUCAGGCAAAUGACAAGGAGCUGAACAAUGGUCCUAGUAGCUGACCUAGUGUAUCUCCUCAUCUCCCUGUGCUGUGCAAUACCAAGUGCUGCAUCGAUAGUCUAUUUUUCGUGUUUUAUGUGGAAUGGACUGGAUCUCCCCAUAGGCAUUGACGGCCAUGCUGACUGGCACACCCCCCCUUUGCUGACCAGCUCCACCCUCCUACACAAUGCUCUGUUGCUGCUCAUCUUCCCAGUACAACAUACCUUCACUCUGCGAGGUCCCCUCGACACUCUCCUGCGACUGAUGGUACCUGAACACUACAGACGUCCAGUCUACUCCCUCAGUGCUGGCCUGGCACUGGGGCUCACCAUGUACCUAUGGCAGCCAAUGCCUCAACCUGUCUGGACCAUCUCAAACACUAUUGCUGCUAACAUUGUCUUAGCUGUGUCGCUGAUCGGGUUCCUAGGAGCACCUAUAGCUAUCAAUAAUAUGGACCCUUUUGGUUUGAACAUCUAUGGUGUGAGGAAGCCUCUUCUAAAACUACUUGGCUGGGAGUCAGGGGGUGGUCCUCUGGGGGAGGCGGGACUGGUAGAGACGGGUAUGUAUGGAUUCGUGAGGAACCCUCAAUACAGUAUGCUGAUGGUGGGAAUAUGGAUCACUCCAACCAUGAGUGUGGGCCACCUCCUCUUGACCUCGGUCUACACACUGUACGUGAUACUAGCUGUGAAGUACUCGGAGGAGCCAGCACUCGUCAGGGAGAUGGGCAAGGCCUACACUGACUACAUGGACAGGACUCCUCCUUAUAUACCAGCUCUCACUAAACACAACAAGUCAAAGAGAACAUGAUCUAAUUCCAAUCUCACAUUUGACUACUUAGCAACAUUUCAUUGUGUAAUUAUCAUUGUGAAAUAAAUGAAUAUUAGUACAAUAAAUGUU
Molecule: messenger RNA, 1034 nt
Organism: Halichondria panicea
Lineage: Eukaryota; Metazoa; Porifera; Demospongiae; Suberitida; Halichondriidae
Product: methanethiol S-methyltransferase 2-like
Exons: 7
Coding region: 144-944 (266 amino acids)
Cellular component (GO): nuclear membrane
Source: RefSeq, a predicted model, not a curated record